AAUCAAAAAUAAAUAAAUAAAAACAUUAAAGUACGUCAGAUCAUCAGUGAUCAAAUAUUGUUGAUUACAAAGUCAUUAUCGACAAAAAUAAAAAAAAACAUGAUAAUCCAAUGAAAUAUUUACGAGGAUUACAAUAAUCAUCACUGACAAUCUGAACAAGUUGAUUCAUAAAUUAUCUUUCCAUGAAGUUGAUAAACAAUUAAAUAAACAUUCAACAAUUGAUUGAAGGUUAUUGUUGAUUUAUCAUAUGUUAAACAAUGAAACGAACAAAAACAAAUCUUUUUUAUGAUAUCUACAAUCAACCAUAUGAUUAUGGAACAAGACUCAAAUUAUACUCCAGCAGUAAAGCAAGUUUGGAGCUUCUUCAACGAAUGUCAUUAGUAAAACGUUUAAAAGUUCAUAAUGGUUGUGUUAAUUCAAUUUGUUGGAAUGAUAAUGGAGACUUGAUAUUAUCAGGAAGUGAUGAUCAACAUCUUGUUUUAACAAAUGUAUACAAUUACAAGGUUCUAACAGACUACAAAACGAGUCACAGAGCCAAUAUAUUUAGUGCCAAAUUUUUACCAAACAGUGGUGAUCAUCGUAUUGUAUCAUGUAGUGGUGAUGGAAUUAUACUUUAUACAGAUUUGAUGAGAAAAACUGAAACUUUUAAUAAUCAAUUUACUUGUCACAAUGGUACAACAUAUGAAAUAGCAACAAUACCUAGUGAACCUCAUAGUUUUUUAAGUUGUGGUGAAGAUUGUACUGUUAGAUAUUUUGAUUUACGUAUUAAGUCAUCUUGCAAUACACCAAGAUGUAAAGAAGGUAUAUUAAUAUCAUGUCAACGAGCAGUAACAGCAAUGUCUGUGAAUCCCAUAACAUCUCAUUAUUUGGCUGUUGGUUGUUCUGACAGUACAGUAAGAAUUUAUGAUCGUCGAAUGUUAAGUACACGUGAUCCAAAUUGUACAGAUAAUAAUGAUUCAAUAACACCACCAAUAUCACUUUUUACUGUUCCUGAAUUUGAUGGUAGUCCAUAUAGAAUAACAUCAUUGAGUUAUAGUCCAGAUGGUAAUGAUGUACUUGUUAGUUACAGUAGUGAUCAUCUUUAUUUAUUCAGUGUUAAAGAUCAAGGAAUUGUAAAAUUUAAAACAGAAUUACCAAUUGAAAAAUCUAAUAAAAGUAAUAAAAAACAAAUUGUAAGAUCUCCACAACCAGUAAGACGUUUAAGAUUACGUGGUGAUUGGUCUGAUACUGGACCAGAUGCAAGACCAGAACGUGAAGGUGGACGUCGUAAUGGUACAGAAAUAGCACAAGCAAGACCAGUACUUCAUACAUCACUUAUGCAAAGAAUGACAGAUGUAUUAAGUAGAAUGUUAAAUGAUCCAGCAACAAGAGCAGCAUUAAGUGGUGGUGGUGAAGAUAGUCUUGAGGGUGUUAUUGAUCAACAUGCAGCAGGUGUACAACAAGAUGCUGAUUUAGAUAUUAAUAAUGAAGAAAGAAAUAGUGAUGCACAAUCAUCAAUGGAUACAGAAUCAAAUGCACAAGCAAUUGAUGAUAGCAUAGAGACUGGUAGUAUGGGUACGACAAUUGAAAAUAAUUUAGAUUCAACAAAUACUGAAUCACUUGGUGAUGAUGAGCCUGAAAGUGAUGAUAUUAAUUCAUUUCCAAUACAACAAUUAUCAGAUAAUUCAAAUAAUGAUGUAUUACAACAACAGCAACAACAAGAAACUAGUCAAUCUGAAAAUACUAAAGCAUCAAUACAAUCAUUUACAACAUUAAGUAUAUCACAAGAUGAUAAUGAACAUGAUGAUAAUAAUUCUGUUAAUCAAAUUGAGGAAAAUCCAAUUGAAAAUGUUAGAGAUGAAAAUAUGAUGGAAAAUUUACAAGACAGAUUGACAACAAUGCGUGAUGGAUAUUUAGAAAAACAUGGAAGUGAACCUGCUGUUAGUUUAACUUAUUCAGAUAAAAGUUCAACUGGAGCAACAAUAUCAAUGGGUGUUGGUAAUGAAGUUAUGCGUGAUAAUUAUCAUCCAGGACCAUCUGGAAGUCAAAGUUCAGCUACAGCUGGACCAAGUCGUAUUACACAAACAAAUUAUAGCUCAAUACAUGAACAAACAGAUGAAGAUGUAUACAAUGACAGUGAUGAUGAUGAUGGUGAUGAUACUGGUAUUAAAAUUAAUCCAAUUGGUGUUGAAAUUGAUAAAUCUGAAAGGAGAAAUUCAUUGGGUCAAAAUGAAACAUCAUUUGAUGAUAUUACUUCACCAGAAAUACAUGUCAAACAAAAAUACAUGGGUCAUCGCAAUGCGAGUUUCUUUAGGACCAUGAUUAAGGAAGCAAACUUUUGGGGUGAUAAUUACGUUAUGUCAGGAAGUGAUUGUGGACAUGUAUUUAUUUGGGAUCGUGAAACAGCAAAGCUAUGUAUGUUACUUGAAGCUGAUCAACAUGUUGUUAAUUGUUUACAACCACAUCCAUUUUUACCAAUGCUUGCAACAUCUGGUAUUGAUUAUGAUGUUAAAUUAUGGUCACCAAUCAAUGAAGAAUCAAAUUUUGAUUGUAAUUUUGCUGAAGAUCUUCAAAAACGUAAUGCAGUUAUGCUGGAAGAAACAAAAGAUACAAUAACAGUACCAGCAGUAUUUAUGAUCAGGAUGCUUGCUUGUCUCAAUCAGAUUCGCAGAGGACGCGGACGAAACCGGAGGAGAAGUGGUGAUGAAGCUGAUGACUUGAGAGGGGGGUAAAAUAAAUCAUUUGAUCUUCAUCCUCAUAGCUUCUAAAUAAUUAAAAGAUGACAAUAUUCAUUUUGCAAUUCAAUUCAUUGAAACAAAAAUAAUUGACAAUUAUUUAAACGUGUCUCUGAUUUUCGCAUUUUUUUUUUGUUUAAUAACGUAUUUAAUCGAAAUUUCAUUUACAUAAUUUUCAGUACAGGUCUAAUUUACAAUGCCUAAUAAUAAUAAUUUUUAUUUCAUCAACAAAGCAAAUAUAUGCAUACAUGUGCCUUAUAUCACUAUUUUAUUUGAAAAUAAUGAAUAAGAAAAAGAUAUUAAAUUAUCGAUCAAGUGAAAUUAUGAAAAAAAACAAUUCAUUCGAAAUAUAAAAACAAUUAGAAUACUUAAAAAAUAAAAAAAUUUAUCGGUAAAAGAAUCAUCAUAAGUGAUUGAUCAAUCAUAUGAUCUAGUGCAAUAAUUAACACGGUGAAUGAAAAUUUGUAGUACUUUAAACACAUAAUAUUGUUUUUGUUUCGUUUAUUAUUUGAAUUUAGAAUGAUAUUUAAUUAGGAUAAAAAUGAUGAUGUAUUGUGCCAUAAUGGUGCUAUUAUUUUUUCUUUUUAUAUGUAAAAUAAAAGAAAAAUUUCAAAAGUUUAUGAUUAUUUUGUUAUAUAAAAAAAAAGAAAAACGGAAAAGAAAUGAAUAAAUUAAAAAAUUUACAUAUUAUAACUUA
Molecule: messenger RNA, 3411 nt
Organism: Aphidius gifuensis
Lineage: Eukaryota; Metazoa; Arthropoda; Insecta; Hymenoptera; Braconidae
Product: DDB1- and CUL4-associated factor 6-like
Exons: 9
Coding region: 258-2711 (817 amino acids)
Biological process (GO): positive regulation of transcription by RNA polymerase II
Cellular component (GO): cytoplasm; Cul4-RING E3 ubiquitin ligase complex
Molecular function (GO): protein binding
Source: RefSeq, a predicted model, not a curated record